Messenger RNA from Thermochaetoides thermophila DSM 1495, 459 nucleotides. RefSeq lists its product as uncharacterized. The record is from RefSeq and is a predicted model, not a curated record. The coding region runs from base 1 to 459 and encodes 152 amino acids. NCBI's taxonomy places the organism in Eukaryota, Fungi, Ascomycota, Sordariomycetes, Sordariales, Chaetomiaceae. The transcript has 3 exons.
AUGGACGCAGCAUGGGUCCCCGUCUGGGGCCCUUGGGACCUGGUCGCUGUCGAGCGCGCGGAUUGGGCCAUCGACGGCCUCGCUCGAUCGGAGCCUGGCUACGACAAGCAACAACACGGCACGGGAAGCUCUCAGCGAGACAUGCUUGACGCUAGUGCGCACGGAGGAUUGGCUCCCCGGCUGCUGUUACAGUAUGCUUCCUUUUUCCUCGGUCCUGUCGACGCCGCCGUUUUCCAGAACGCCAGCGUUGGGCCCCGUUGGCCUCGUGCAGGCGCCGUUGAUGCGGCCAGUGGCCCCGAUGCAAUCCCUGGCGCUUGUGCAUCACCAGGGGUGUCAUGGCUCCAAACGCCCAAUUCGUCCGUGUUCUGUUGGGGAGUUCGGACGAGCGAGGUCGCCGCCGACUCGCCGCCUUUGCCCUCGGCCCGGUGGGGCCUCCUCGCCCAGGUGUUUGCCAACUAA